Schizosaccharomyces japonicus yFS275 is the source of this 1321-nucleotide messenger RNA. Its product is annotated as ornithine cyclodeaminase family protein. Gene Ontology annotation, molecular function: oxidoreductase activity. The coding region runs from base 127 to 1122 and encodes 331 amino acids. The transcript has a single exon. NCBI's taxonomy places the organism in Eukaryota, Fungi, Ascomycota, Schizosaccharomycetes, Schizosaccharomycetales, Schizosaccharomycetaceae. The record is from RefSeq and is a predicted model, not a curated record.
AGAAAAAUAAAAUCCCCAAAAAAUAAACAAACAAUAAUAAUUAAUUAAUUCAAGAUCAAUUCUCCGAUAGACCAUAUCCCUCAUCUGUUUUCUCUCUCUCUCUUACCCUUCACUUCUUUCUCCCUCAUGUCUCAAUACGUAUCAGCUGAAAAAUUGAGCUCAUUACUGAAAUGGCCGAAACUGAUUCAGGCUAUAAAGGACAUUUUCUGUGCUACCAUCGAGUGUCCUCCAAGACUCCACUAUUCUAUUGCUAAUGCAUCGGAUUCGACGGCUCCUCCUGCAGGAACGAUGCUCAUUAUGCCGGCUUGGAUCCCGGGAAAGUUCAUUGGGGUGAAGCAAGUAAACGUCUUUCCCGGAAACAGUCAACUAGGACUCCCGGGUUUGAGCAGCCAGUACUUACUUAGUGAUGGUCUUACAGGAAUGCACUUAGUGCAGUUGGACGGUAACGAGUUAACUGGCAGGCGUACGGCUGCUGCGUCUGCUUUGGCUGCUUCGUUUUUGGCUCGUGAGGACGCUUCGUCCUUGCUCAUUCUUGGUGCAGGAAAGAUUGCCGAGAAGCUUGUUCAUGCCUACUUGGCCAUCCGACCCAUUCGUCGAAUCCGAAUUUGGAACCAUCGUCUCGCUUCGGGUGAACGUCUUACCUUAAAACUUCAAGAGCAGCUGAAGGACCGAGAAUUAGACAUUGCUUGUGUGCCUGAAGAAAGUCUGGCUCAGGCUGUCGGCGAAGCUGAUAUUGUGUCUGCGGCAACACUCAGCAAUAAGCCUCUGAUUCAAGGAAAUUGGCUCACCGAAGGGACACAUGUUGAUCUUGUCGGCGCCUUUACUCCUGCCAUGCGUGAAACGGACACUGACUGUAUUCGUUUGGCCGAGGUGUUCGUCGACACUCGGACUGGUGCUUUGAGUGAACCAGGCGAUCUUUUGACACCCAUGAAAGAGGGUGUCUUCAGUGCAAACGACGUACAUGCUGACUUGUUUGAUUUAUGUAGGGGCACUCACCGUGGAAGAUCCCAACUCGAAAAUGCGGACCAAGCUAUCACUCUCUUUAAAUCCGUCGGCGACUCUCGUGAAGACCUUGCAGCAGCCAUCCUCGCAUACAAUUCCCUUCAAAACACCGCUGAGUAAUGCACUUUACUUAGCAUGAUAUUCAUAGAUUUAUAGACUUUUUGUUAGAAAAGUUCCUUUAAGGAAACACUAAAAAUACCCUCAGAUGAGAAUUCUCUUGAUAUCAAACAGGACAUAUUUAAAUAAGUAUAUACCUUUACGAAUAGUCUCCUUAUUCAAUAUACCACUCGUCUGUAUCAGCUUCCAAACCUCUCUUCCC